AUGGAUCUCCUCCGAGCUUACUCCGACGACCAAAACCCUAACUCCCCAGCCUCCUCCCCCUCACCGGAAUCUUCACCUCCACGUCUCCUCCCUCCUAAAUCCGCCGCGCCCCAAGUCGACGACACCAUGCUCGCACUCACCGUCGCGAAGAAUCGCAGCGCAAUGACCCGCCCCAUCGACCCGACCCAGCACCUCGUCGACUUCAACCCGACCUACGACCAGCUCUGGGCCCCAAUCUACGGCCCCUCCCACCCCUACGCCAAGGACGGCCUCGCCCAAGGGAUGCGCAACCACAAGCUAGGGUUUGUCGAGGACGCCGCCAUCGAGCCUUUCAUCUUCGACGAGCAGUACAACACUUUCCAGAACUACGGCUACGCCGCCGACCCCUCCGCCUCCGCGGGUUACAACUACGUCGGCGAUAUGACCGCAUUGCAGAAAAACGACGCCGUUUCGGUGUACAACAUCCCCCAGCACGAGCAGAAGAAGCGGAAGAUCGAGAAGCGGAAGGAGAAUGACGAGGACGGAGACGACAACGCCGAGAUGGUGGACCCGGAGGAGGUGGCGAAUCCGGCCAGCGAGGCGUGGCUGAUGAAGAACAGGAAGAGCCCCUGGGCCGGGAAGAAGGAGGGCCCGCCGGUGGAGCUCACGGAGGAGCAGAAGAAGUACGCGGAGGAGUAUGCGAAGAAGAAAGGUGAGGAGAAAGGCGGCGGCGACAAGGGAGAGGCUGUGGUGGAGAAGACUACUUUCCACGGAAAAGAAGAGAGGGACUAUCAAGGGAGGUCCUGGAUUGCGCAGCCCAAGGAUGCCAAGGCUAGUAAUGAUCACUGUUAUAUUCCGAAACGGCUUGUGCAUACUUGGAGUGGUCACACUAAGGGUGUGAAUGCUAUUAGGUUCUUCCCGAACUCGGGGCAUUUGAUACUCUCGGCAGGGUUGGACACUAAGUGCAAGAUUUGGGAUGUGUCGAAUACUGGCAAGUGCAUGAGGACUUACAUGGGGCAUUCUAAGGCUGUUAGGGAUAUUUGUUUCUCGAAUGAUGGGAGUAAGUUUUUGAGUGCUGGCUAUGAUAAGAAUAUCAAGUAUUGGGAUACGGAGACUGGGCAGGUGAUAUCUACAUUUUCGACUGGGAAGGUGCCUUAUGUGGUGAAGCUUAAUCCGGAUGAUGAUAAGCAGAAUGUGUUGUUAGCUGGGAUGAGUGAUAAGAAGAUUGUUCAGUGGGAUAUGAAUGAGGGGAAGAUUACACAAGAGUAUGAUCAGCAUUUGGGGGCGGUGAAUACUAUUACGUUUGUUGAUAAUAAUCGGAGGUUUGUUACUUCCAGUGAUGACAAGUCUCUGCGUGUUUGGGAGUUUGGGAUUCCUGUGGUGAUCAAGUAUAUUAGUGAGCCUCAUAUGCAUUCUAUGCCAUCGAUUUCGUUGCACCCCAAUUCGAAUUGGCUUGCAGCACAGAGUAUGGACAAUCAGAUUCUUAUCUACAGCACUAGGGAGAAGUUUCAGCUCAAUAAGAAGAAGAGGUUUGCAGGACAUGUUGUAGCUGGGUAUGCUUGCCAAGUAAAUUUCUCGCCAGACGGACGAUUUGUUUUCUCGGGUGAUGGUGAAGGUAGAUGCUGGUUUUGGGAUUGGAAGUCUUGCAAAGUCUUCAGAACUCUCAAAUGUCAUGAGGGGGUGUGCAUUGGGGCUGCGUGGCAUCCCUUGGAGCAAAGUAAAGUCGCAACUUGUGGCUGGGAUGGCUUGAUUAAAUAUUGGUAA
Messenger RNA from Fragaria vesca subsp. vesca, 1743 nucleotides. Its product is annotated as pre-mRNA-processing factor 17-like. Gene Ontology annotation, cellular component: catalytic step 2 spliceosome. The record is from RefSeq and is a predicted model, not a curated record. The coding region runs from base 1 to 1743 and encodes 580 amino acids. Gene Ontology annotation, biological process: mRNA splicing, via spliceosome. The transcript has a single exon. Lineage: Eukaryota; Viridiplantae; Streptophyta; Magnoliopsida; Rosales; Rosaceae. Gene Ontology annotation, molecular function: mRNA binding; protein binding.